Messenger RNA from Camellia sinensis, 1848 nucleotides. The record is from RefSeq and is a predicted model, not a curated record. NCBI's taxonomy places the organism in Eukaryota, Viridiplantae, Streptophyta, Magnoliopsida, Ericales, Theaceae.
UUUGGUGUACACCACACCACAGGCUUCUUCUACAGUCCACACCAGUUCAUCGCCGAACGCAUAAUAUUCGCCUCUGCCGAACCGGACGGGCAUCUUUGAAUUUUAGCAAGUGUUGAUGGGUUCGAAUGAUGAGAGAUGCAGCGAUAAUUUUGAUUUAGGGCUUGACGUCUCUCCCAAAGAGGACUACGAACUUAGGAGUACAAUCAUCGAUGAUGAUAAGGAUAAAUUUGUGUCCGGAAUUAAUCGCCAUAAAUAUAAAGCUGAUGUAAUCCCGCUGGUGCACUGGGAAUGGAUUUUUGACUAUGGAGCCCUUAAAUGUGCUGCCGCAUUGCUUCAAGGAGAGACCAGUCAGACGGUUGAUUUCUACAGCAGUGACACAUUCAGAUUGCCCAUGACGCAUACACUGGCUCGUACUUAUAACUAUGACCUUAUCGAGUUAUUUAUUUGCCAUGGAGCUUCAUUUGAUCACAGGUGUUAUGGUGUCGGACAAUCUUUGUGGUACCUAGAAGGGAAGCUGGCACUAAAUACAGCUGUUGAAUCAAUAUCAAAAAGCAGAUGGAUUCUAUCAGGGUGCUUGUAUUGAACACGAAAGAAGCUGAGCUAGAAAUUUGUCACUAUGCAAAGGAAGGAAAUGUUGUAGAACUGGCUGUUCUUCUGAUGACUGCUAGGGAAGAGGUGGCUCUACUCAAGUCUCAGAUCAGAGAUGGUUCUACUUCAAAUGGUCGUAUAUCUAUCCACCAAUAUAUCUUAAGUAAGUUGGAAGCACUAAUUUGUGAGGAGUACAAACCCACAUCCUACAAUGAACAAAAGAAGUUGCUUCUGGCGGGCAAGGAGAAAAAGGCCGCGUUUACAUCCGUAUUAGUGCUGCUUGAAUUUUUUGAGAUGGAGGGUGACACUAUCGAAGCAUAUAUUCGGCAAGAACGAGCUAAUUUGUCAAAAGAACAGGUGGCCUUAGAUAUUGCAUGGCUGCUCCAGGGAGCGAAGAUACUGCCAAAGUACCAAGGCAUUAAUUUGAACAAGAUCUGGUCAAGACCUGAGAGGCGUUUAGGAUUUAUGCAACCAACGAGGUAUGCAAUUCGAGCAAAGGAAUUGGUGAAGAAGAAGCUGAAAUAUGGGGAAAUGAAUGAUAACACAAAGGUGGGUAUCGGGGGACCUGAGGUAUCAGUUACAGAAGAGCCAAAGGCAGCUAUCUCUCUUAGUUCUAGCAAAAGUUAUCAUUUUUCAAAAAUUUGUAAGAGCAACAGAGUCCCUAAAAAUGAUUGUGGCAAAGCUUCAAACAAAGAGAUUAACAUUUUUCCAACUGGUUGGACCUUUAUGGCCCGAUCAUUCCAUACAAUACGAGCAGCCUCAGGUUCUCAGUCUACCUCCUCUAGGGAUGUUCAGGCAAAGAGAACGAUCAAACCAUAUCUGCGAAAUGUUUUGUCAUGCCAGCAAUGGGCCUCCAUUGCGAUUGCUAUUAAGAUGGGAAUAAGGCGUUUAUGAUUUGAUUAUGUACUCUUUGAGCAUCUGCACUACUGCACUUUCUCUCUGCUGCUGAAGUAGGUGAUGGGGAUGAAGUGAUGCAACCCAUCACAACUAAUGUUGCUAUUGGCUGAAAAAUGACCCCCUAUUCUUACUCUGCAUCCUCCUUUAGAUAUUUUGUAAAGAAUUCAUAUCAGCCAUUUUAUUUCUUUGGCGGGUUACAACCUUUUGACCCUCAAUAUUUGUGAUUGUUUUGCUUUAAACUUUUGUAUCUUCAUGUAUUUGUUCUAAGAUCUUAAGCUUUGUAUCUCGAGAUCUUGUUAUAAGAUCUUGUGAUUGUUCUGGGCCUUAUUUUGUUAGGGUAUGAUUGACUCUAUUUGGAGUAGA